AAGCAGCGGCGGUGGUGGUGGUGGUGGUGGUGGUGGUGGUGGCGGCGGCGGCUGCUGUCAGAGCUGGAGCGCGGCCGGCUGAGCAGUCAUGGAGGGUCAGCGCUGGCUGCCGCUGGAGGCCAACCCUGAGGUCACCAACCAGUUUCUCAAGCAACUAGGCCUGCAUCCUAACUGGCAGUUUGUGGACGUGUACGGGAUGGAGCCUGAACUUCUCAGCAUGGUUCCGAGACCAGUGUGCGCCGUGUUACUCCUCUUCCCUAUCACAGAGAAGUAUGAAGUCUUCAGAACAGAAGAGGAAGAGAAAAUAAAAUCCCAAGGACAAGAUGUUACGUCAUCAGUGUAUUUUAUGAAACAAACCAUCAGCAACGCCUGUGGAACCAUUGGACUAAUCCACGCCAUCGCGAACAACAAAGACAAGAUGCACUUUGAAUCAGGGUCAGCAUUGAAAAAGUUCCUGGAGGAGUCUGUAGCAAUGAGCCCUGAAGAAAGAGCCAGACACCUGGAGAACUAUGACGCUAUUCGAGUUACUCAUGAAACCAGUGCACAUGAAGGUCAGACUGAGGCACCAAGUAUAGAUGAAAAAGUAGAUCUUCAUUUUAUUGCGUUAGUUCAUGUAGAUGGGCAUCUCUAUGAAUUAGAUGGACGGAAACCAUUUCCAAUUAACCAUGGGAAAACUAGUGAUGAGACAUUGUUAGAGGAUGCCAUAGAAGUCUGCAAGAAGUUCAUGGAACGUGACCCUGAUGAGUUAAGAUUUAAUGCAAUUGCUCUCUCAGCAGCAUAGCAUCUUGACAGAAACACCAAAUACUGUAUUAUUUGCAACAAAAGUUAAAUUUCUGAUGCCAUAACUAACUCAAAAUUUUUAAUAUUUUCAUUAACUUGACUAAUUAAACUUUAUGUGAAUAAACUUUGACUUUACCUGUA
Rattus rattus (black rat) is the source of this 921-nucleotide messenger RNA. It is a transcript of the gene Uchl3, whose product is annotated as ubiquitin C-terminal hydrolase L3. Lineage: Eukaryota; Metazoa; Chordata; Mammalia; Rodentia; Muridae. The transcript has 9 exons. Gene Ontology annotation, biological process: protein deubiquitination; ubiquitin-dependent protein catabolic process. Gene Ontology annotation, cellular component: cytoplasm. Gene Ontology annotation, molecular function: cysteine-type deubiquitinase activity. The record is from RefSeq and is a predicted model, not a curated record. The coding region runs from base 89 to 781 and encodes 230 amino acids.